AGGAGCCGUUGGUUGGAUACGGGAGAUUACUCUUCAGUCUUAAUUGGUAUUUUGUAAAUAACGCAUCUUGAGGUCGUGUUAUAAGAAGUUUCCAUCAAAAUAUCAGGGUUUCUGGAAUUCCUGACUUCCAACAGAAAUGACGGUGUCUCGCCUCAUCGAUAAAAUACUUGUAGCCAACAGAGGUGAGAUAGCAUGCCGCGUGAUCCGGACUGCACGCAAAAUGGGGAUUCGUUCUGUUGCUGUGUUCAGCGAGGCAGACCGCAAUUCCAUGCAUGCAGCCAUGGCAGAUGAAGCUCACCACAUUGGACCAGCAGCUUCCCAGCUUAGCUACCUCCAGCAUGAGAAGAUCUUGAACAUUGCAAAGCUCUCCGGUGCCAAGGCCAUACACCCUGGCUAUGGGUUCCUGUCUGAAAAUGCUGAAUUUGCUGAGCAAUGUGAAAGUGAAGGAGUUACAUUCAUUGGUCCACCAGCAUCUGCUAUCAGAGAUAUGGGUAUUAAAAGUACUUCCAAGAACAUCAUGUCAAACGCUGGGGUUCCUAUUAUCGAAGGUUAUCACGGAGAAGAACAAAGUAAUAGCAAACUGAAGGAAGAAGCAGAGAAAAUUGGAUUCCCUGUCAUGAUAAAAGCUGUGAGAGGGGGUGGUGGCAAGGGCAUGAGAAUAGCAGAAAGUGCAGCAGAUUUUGAAGAACAGCUGGAAUCUGCUCGAAGAGAAGCCAUGAAGUCUUUUGCUGAUGAUGUCAUGCUUAUGGAGAAAUUCAUUAUAAAUCCAAGACAUGUAGAAGUCCAGGUGUUUGGCGACAAACAUGGCAACUAUGUUUAUUUAUUUGAAAGAGAUUGCAGUGUCCAGCGACGACACCAGAAAAUUAUUGAAGAAGCUCCAGCUCCAGGUGUGUCUGAUGAAGUAAGAAAGUCAUUAGGAGAAGCUGCUGUGAAGGCUGCCAAGGCUGUUAAUUAUGUCGGAGCAGGCACUGUGGAGUUUGUAAUGGAUGAGAACUUCAACUUCUAUUUCAUGGAGAUGAACACUCGACUACAGGUGGAGCACCCCAUCACCGAGAUGAUCACCAACACUGACCUCGUUGAAUGGCAGAUAAAGGUUGCAAGUGGGCAGCAACUACCAUUGACUCAGAAAGACCUCGUUUUAAAGGGUCAUGCAUUUGAAGCUAGAAUCUAUGCUGAAGACCCAAACAACAAUUUCAUGCCUGGAGCUGGUUUUCUCGAUUAUCUGUCUCCACCACAGACCAGCACCUAUACAAGAGUUGAAACUGGCGUCAGACAAGGUGAUGAGGUCUCUGUUCACUAUGACCCUAUGAUUGCCAAACUGGUUGUAUGGUCCGACAGCCGGGACUCAGCCCUGAAGCAAAUCCAAGCGAACCUUGUCGACUACCAUGUUGUUGGUCUCUCCACAAACAUAGAUUUCCUUGUGAACCUUUGCAAACACGAAGAAUUCAAAAAGGGCAAUGUGAACACCAACUUCAUCCCAGCACACUACGCCCAGUUGUUCCCAUCAGAUAAACUCUCACCAAAUCUCCUCUGCCAGGCAGCCGUGGCAUUGAUCCUGCACGAACAGGAACAAACUCUCAAGAUGUCAGCACGGUCUUUUGAUGCUACCUCACCCUUCAACCACUGCAUGGCUGCUCGCCUCAAUGAAAAUUUAGUGAAAAGAAUGUCACUCCAGGAUAAAGAUGAAAAAAUAGACUUUGAAGUCGUCUUCCUAACCGGUAACACAUUCACAGUGAAGCAUAAUGGUGAGGAAUAUUCGGUCAGUGCCAAAUUAGUGCCAGAGGGUCAGCGGAAGAAACUGGUCUGUUCCGUGAACAACGUUAUGAUGUCUUCAUAUGUGGUGUUUCAAGACAACAGUGUACACAUAUUCAGUAUGGAAGGAAGCCGGGAACUAAAGACACCCCUCCCAAAGUUCCUUGAAAGCAGUUCUACUGCUGGCACUGGCAAAGUAACUGUGGCCCCUAUGCCUGGUGUGAUAGAGAAGCUGUAUGUAGAACCAGGGGCCCACGUCAGCCAAGGAGACCCUCUAGUUGCAAUGAUUGCUAUGAAAAUGGAGUUUGUCAUUCGUGCACCAAAGGAUGCUGUGAUUAAAUCUUUACCAUACAAAAUUGGAGAAACGGUACCAAAGGGAGCUAGCCUUGUCGAAUUUGAAGAUUCUGAUUCUUAAGAAUUACUGAAAACUUUCACAACAAGUAAAGAAAUACAACAGAAGUCACAUCAGAAUAUUUGCAGACAAAAGAAAAUUAGUUUUAUAUCAAAAU
This is a messenger RNA of Octopus bimaculoides (California two-spot octopus), 2261 nucleotides long. RefSeq names its product methylcrotonoyl-CoA carboxylase subunit alpha, mitochondrial. Gene Ontology annotation, molecular function: metal ion binding; ATP binding; methylcrotonoyl-CoA carboxylase activity. Gene Ontology annotation, cellular component: mitochondrion. The record is from RefSeq and is a predicted model, not a curated record. NCBI's taxonomy places the organism in Eukaryota, Metazoa, Mollusca, Cephalopoda, Octopoda, Octopodidae.